UUCAAUAUAACUGAAGCAGCAGCGGAAGAGAGAAGAGAGAUGAAUGUUAACAUGAACUCCGUGGAAGCUUUGCUGGCUCAAAUCCAGGGUUUAUCAAGCACUCCUGAAGAUGUCAAUCAUCUGCACGACGCUCUCAAACAUUCCGAAGAUCUUCUCCGUUCUGAAGCACCUCGCUUUGCAGCCCAUCUUCCCGAACUUGAUCCCUCCAAUCAUUCUCUCGGUUACCUUUACAUACUAGAGACAUGCACUUUUGCACCUUUUGCAAGAGAAAGAGCUAAUGACUUGGUUGUUCUGAUUGCGUUAUUUAUCCAUUCUUGUGCUGUACAACAGAUCCGAUUGGCACCAGAAAAAUUCAUUUCUGUUUGUAAAACUUUGAAGGACUAUGUUGUUAUGCUUGAAGCUCCUAUUCGUGGAAUUGCGCCACUGCUUACAGCUAUUAGAAAACUCCAAUCUUCAUCUGAACAUUUGACUACAUUACAUCCAGAUUUUCUACAGCUUUGUUUGUUGGCUAAACGCUAUAAAACUGGUUUUUCUAUUUUGGGGGAUGAUAUAUUUGAAGUUGAUCAACCUAGGGAUCUCUUUCUUUAUUGUUACUACGGAGGAAUGAUAUGCAUUGGACAAAAGAAUUUCCCUAAAGCAUUGGAGCUGCUACACAAUGUUGUUACUGCUCCGAUGUCUUCAAUAAAUGCUAUAGCUGUUGAGGCCUACAAAAAAUACAUUCUUGUUUCCCUUAUUCACCUUGGGCAGUUUUCAACCAAUUUCCCCAAGUACACUUCUUCUGUGGCCCAAAGGAGUCUAAAGAACUUCUCACAGCCAUACAUUGACCUGGCAAACUGUUACAACAGUGAAAAGGUUUCAGAACUCGAGACAUUUGUCCUUGCCAACAUGGAGAAGUAUGAGAUUGACCACAAUCAUGGUUUAGUGAAGCAGGUUGUUUCAUCCAUGUACAAGCGAAACAUCCAAAGAUUGACUCAAACAUACUUGACACUAUCCCUACAAGACAUUGCCAACACAGUGCAGCUAGAAAGUCCGAAGGAGGCUGAAAUGCAUGUGCUCAAAAUGAUUCAAGACGGAGAGAUAUAUGCGUCAAUAAACCAGAAGGAUGGAAUGGUCAGAUUUUUGGAGGAUCCUGAACAAUACAAGACCUGUGGGAUGAUUGAGCAUAUAGAUUCCUCAAUCCAAAGGAUAAUGACAUUGUCAAAUAAACUGACGACCAUGGAUGAGCUCAUCUCAUGCGAUCCUCAAUAUUUGGCAAAGGCUGGAAGAGAGCGUCAAAGAUUUGAUUUCGACGACUUCGAUACUGUACCACAAAAGUUCAACAUAUGAACCAACAACACCGCCAUCCCCUGCAUUGCCAAUGUCUGAAUUUUGCAUCUUUCGAAAGUGUUGUUGUCAUAACUCUCUCGUUAUUAGUAACUUUCUGUGUGUUAUGAGACAUUUUGACUUGUUGGUUUUGAUUUUUGGAUAUCAUAUAACAUCGCUGGCCAAGAUAUAUACCAAAAAUAUCAUUAGCUUCA
This is a messenger RNA of Impatiens glandulifera, 1517 nucleotides long. RefSeq names its product COP9 signalosome complex subunit 3. The record is from RefSeq and is a predicted model, not a curated record. Gene Ontology annotation, biological process: ubiquitin-dependent protein catabolic process. Bases 40 to 1326 code for a protein of 428 amino acids. Gene Ontology annotation, cellular component: COP9 signalosome. NCBI's taxonomy places the organism in Eukaryota, Viridiplantae, Streptophyta, Magnoliopsida, Ericales, Balsaminaceae. The transcript has 11 exons.